AUGAAGAGAUACACCCAUACCAUUGCUCACACUCUCCAGGCACCACCAGCAGAACCAGAAUUCGAACAAGCUCUCCACGAAGUCGAAUCCACUUUGGCUCCACUUUUCGAAAAGCAACCAGAAUACAAAAGAGCUUUGCGUGUCAUUCAAGUCCCUGAGCGUGUUAUCCAAUUCCGUGUUCCAUGGGAAAAUGACAACGGUGAAGUCGAAGUCAACGUAGGCUACCGUGUUCAAUUCAACUCUGCCCUCGGUCCUUACAAGGGUGGUCUUAGAUUGCACGAAUCUGUCAACCUCUCAAUCUUGAAAUUUUUGGGCUUUGAGCAAAUCUUCAAGAAUGCACUUACAGGCUUGUCCGACGAGCUUGGCGGCGGUAAAGGAGGCUCAACGUUUUCUAGCAAGGGCCGUUCUGACAACGAAAUCCGUCGCUUUUGUGUAAGCUUUAUGACCGAGUUGUCGAAGCACAUUGGUCAAGACACAGACAUUCCUGCUGGUGAUAUCGGUACCACUGGACGUGAGGUUGGCUUCAUGUUUGGCCAAUACAAGAGACUUCGCAACGAGUUCUCUGGUAUCCUCACCGGUAAGGGUCUCUCAUGGGGUGGAUCACUCAUCCGUCCAGAGGCCACUGGUUAUGGUGUCGUCUACUACGUCGUAGAAAUGCUUAAGCACUUCAACGAGACUGUCAAGGGCAAGCGCACUCUUGUCUCAGGUUCUGGUAACGUCGCCCAAUACGCUGCCCUCAAGGUUAUCGAGCUUGGUGGUUCAGUCCACUCGCUUUCUGACUCCAAGGGCUCAGUUAUUGCUGCAGAUGGUUUCACCCCAGAAGACAUCUUCGAGAUCCAAGACCUCAAGGCCAAGUUCGGCUACCUCGCUGACUGGGUUAAGACAAAGGGCGACAAGUACGUCUACCACGCUGGCGCUCGUCCAUGGACUCUCCUCGAGAAGGUCGACAUCGCUCUUCCAUCAGCUACCCAAAACGAGGUUUCAGGCGAAGAAGCUAAGGCUCUCCUCAAGGCUGGCUGCAGAAUCGUCGCUGAAGGUUCAAACAUGGGUUCAACUCAAGAGGCUAUUGACGUUUACGAGUCAACCCUCACCUCCGAGAAGCCAUUGUGGUACGGUCCAGGUAAGGCUGCAAACUCCGGUGGUGUUGCUGUCUCUGGUCUCGAAAUGGCUCAGAACUCCCAACGUCUCCGCUGGACUGCCCAGGAUGUCGACCAGCGUCUCGAGCAAAUCAUGAAGGAUUGCUACGCCAACUGCUUCGAAGUUGGCCAGAAGUACGGCUCUGGUAAGGGCUACCCAUCCCUCGUCACCGGUGCCAACAUUGCUGGAUUCUUGAAGGUCGCUGAUGCUAUGAAGUCUCACGGCGACUGGUACUAA
Wallemia mellicola CBS 633.66 is the source of this 1374-nucleotide messenger RNA. Its product is annotated as NADP(+)-dependent glutamate dehydrogenase. Gene Ontology annotation, cellular component: cytosol. The transcript has 4 exons. The record is from RefSeq and is a predicted model, not a curated record. Gene Ontology annotation, molecular function: L-glutamate dehydrogenase (NADP+) activity. Bases 1 to 1374 code for a protein of 457 amino acids. Lineage: Eukaryota; Fungi; Basidiomycota; Wallemiomycetes; Wallemiales; Wallemiaceae.